GGGGUGGCCAGGUUCUAUAGGUCACGGAAAAAGCACUUGAUCACCACUCAGACAGAGCACAAAUGUGUUUUGGAUUCCUGCCGUUCACUGGAAGCUGAGGGCUUUCAGGUCACAUACCUCCCGGUGAAGAAGAGUGGGAUCAUCGACCUGAAGGAACUAGAGGCUGCCAUCCAGCCAGAUACCAGCCUGGUCUCAGUCAUGACUGUGAACAAUGAGAUUGGAGUGAAGCAGCCCAUUGCGGAAAUAGGGCGGAUUUGCAGUUCCAGAAAGGUAUAUUUCCAUACUGAUGCAGCCCAGGCUGUUGGAAAAAUCCCACUUGACGUCAAUGACAUGAAAAUUGAUCUCAUGAGCAUCAGUGGUCAUAAAAUCUAUGGUCCCAAAGGGGUUGGUGCCAUCUACAUUCGCCGCCGGCCCCGUGUGCGUGUGGAGGCCCUGCAGAGUGGAGGGGGGCAGGAGCGGGGUAUGCGGUCUGGGACAGUGCCCACACCCUUGGUGGUGGGGCUGGGGGCCGCAUGUGAGGUGGCACAGCAAGAGAUGGAGUACGACCAUAAGUGGAUCUCAAAGUUAGCAGAGCGGCUGACACAGAAGAUAAUGAAGAGCCUUCCGGAUGUGGUGAUGAAUGGGGACCCUGAGCACCAUUACCCAGGCUGUAUCAACCUCUCCUUUGCAUAUGUGGAAGGGGAGAGUCUGCUGAUGGCACUCAAGGAUGUCGCCUUAUCCUCAGGGAGUGCCUGCACCUCUGCAUCCCUGGAGCCCUCUUAUGUCCUUCGAGCAAUUGGCACUGAUGAGGAUUUAGCUCACUCUUCUAUCAGAUUUGGCAUUGGCCGUUUCACUACAGAGGAGGAAGUGGACUACACAGUAGAGAAGUGCAUUCACCAUGUGAAGCGUCUUCGAGAAAUGAGCUAUGUAUUCACACUGCCAGAAACCAACCUUUGA
Leptonychotes weddellii (Weddell seal) is the source of this 936-nucleotide messenger RNA. The record is from RefSeq and is a predicted model, not a curated record. Lineage: Eukaryota; Metazoa; Chordata; Mammalia; Carnivora; Phocidae.